Molecule: messenger RNA, 1359 nt
Organism: Chanos chanos (milkfish)
Lineage: Eukaryota; Metazoa; Chordata; Actinopteri; Gonorynchiformes; Chanidae
Product: major facilitator superfamily domain-containing protein 10
Exons: 12
Coding region: 1-1359 (452 amino acids)
Biological process (GO): transmembrane transport
Cellular component (GO): brush border membrane
Molecular function (GO): transmembrane transporter activity
Source: RefSeq, a predicted model, not a curated record
AUGGCAAGUGUUAAAGGCACACAGGAUGGGAUUCACUCCUCUAGAGUCAUUGGUGUGGUUUUCCUAGCUCUUCUUCUUGACCUUUUGGGGUUCACGCUCAUACUACCUCUCCUUCCCUCGAUCCUUGAUCACUACAGUCAAACUGGAGACAGUGUGUACGGGUCACUACAGAGUGUGGUGGACUGGUUCAGGCAAGCUGUUGGUAUCCCCAUGGAAACAAAAUACAACAGUGUUCUUUUUGGAGGUCUGAUUGGUUCACUCUUCUCUCUGCUGCAGUUCCUGUCCUCCCCCAUUAUUGGAGCUGCAUCAGAUAAACUGGGGAGGAGGCCACUGUUACUUUUAACCACUAUUGGCUUGAUAUCAUCCUAUAUUCUCUGGGCCUUUUCACAUAGUUUCAGUAUUUUCCUCUUGUCACGAGUGGUGGGGGGAAUUUGUAAAGCAAACGUCAGUCUUUGCACAGCCAUUGUGGCUGAUCUCCCAUGUCCUAAAGCAAGGAACAGAGGGAUGGCCAUGAUUGGUGUCGCCUUUUCCUUGGGUUUUACUCUGGGCCCAUUAAUGGGGGCCUACUUCGCCCUAAGGCCCAAAGAGUCAGAGAUGUUCUACCAGGGACCAGCUUUGUUGGCGGUGCUCUUCUGUGUAGCAGAUUUGCUCUUCAUUUUCAUUAUGCUACCAGAGACUCUGCUCCAGGACAACAAGGCCUCUGGAGAGUCCUCGGUUUUUCAUCAGUCGGGAGACCUUCUCAGCCCAGUUGCACUUUUUCAUUUUACUGCAGUUACAAGGACGGAAGAUCCACCAUCUGCUCAAAAAAUGCACAGGCUUAAAGUGCUUGGCCUGGUGUACUUUGCAUACCUUUUUCUCUUCUCUGGCCUGGAGUUCACUUUGAGUUUUCUAACUCACCAGCGAUUUCAGUUCUCCAGCAUGCAACAGGGGAAGAUGUUCUUCUUCAUUGGCAUCACCAUGGCAACAAUCCAGGGGGGAUAUGCCCGAAGGAUCAAACCAGGAAAGCAGCUAAGAACAGUUCAUUUGGCAAUCAUGUGUCUCAUCCCAGCCUUCAUUCUCGUCGGAAUAGCAUGGAACUUGACUGUGCUGUAUUUUGGCCUUUUUCUAUAUUCAUUCGCUGCUGCUAUUGUUGUACCAUGUCUGUCAACACAGGUGUCAGAACAUGGUUCAGCCAGUCAGAAAGGUACAGUAAUGGGGAUCCUUCGGAGUCUAGGAGCGCUGGCACGGGCCUUUGGUCCUAUUGUGGCCUCUUCAGUGUACUGGUUGGCUGGAGCAGAAAUGUGCUACAUAAUCAGCUCUGCUCUCUUUGUUGCCCCUUUAAUCUUGCUAAGCAGACUGGAAAAAUCCAAGGAGGACUAA